This is a messenger RNA of Echinostoma caproni, 1146 nucleotides long. NCBI's taxonomy places the organism in Eukaryota, Metazoa, Platyhelminthes, Trematoda, Plagiorchiida, Echinostomatidae. The record is from the annotation of a GenBank genome assembly.
GUUGACGAUGCGGCCGUUCUGCAUUGUCUGCUGGACCGAGUAAAUGCAGCCGCCGAAGCGUUAACGGAAAAGAGACCGGAUACGCGAGUUAAAGCAUUGUCUUUCCUGAUCAACUCUUUUCGAACGAACUACAUGUGCUUAGACGACACCUGGAAUUACAUCGGUACAUUCAUCGAUGGUAUCGAGCACGUGCUGAAAAAAGGGAGGAAUCAGGAUCAGACAUUGGCAGCUGAAUGCCUUGCUGUUUUCUGUCUUCAAUGCGAUUGCAACAUCUCUGACUGGCUAAUCAAGUUUUCACCCAUCUUGGAUACAGUACUCCGGGACUGUUCCGCGCCAUGCACAUUUCGUUCUGCGUGUGCUAUUACAAUGGCCGUAAUGCAGCUGUUGGCUGGCAGCUGUGAUUCUGUUUCACCAUUGGACUUGAUGAAAACAUUGGAAGUGGUUUUCAAAGGUUCAUGUUUGAAAGGUGAUGGAAAAGCACCAAAUCUAGACCCGGCAGUAGAAUCCUUACAUGUGGCAGCUCUUCGUGCUUGGGGUCUCUUGUUCACUUUCUUGGCAGACACUGAUGUGGGUCUUGCGGGUAAAGCUCUGCUACCUACGAUCAACAGUUUGCUGCAAGGGAAUAAUGUUGACAUGCGCAUCAUGGCUGGCGAAACUGCUGCCCUAAUUUAUGAACGCAUCCGCAAUGAAGUAGAUGAACGGUUUAAGGGACCUACGUAUACGGAUCUUGUAAGACUUUUGAAUUCACUAGCGACGGAUGGAACGAAGUCUCGGUCAAAAGUCGAUCGCAAGCGUCAGCGGCAUUCGUUCCGUGAUAUACUAGAUGCAGUAACCCAAUCAGAUUUAACUGAAACUUCAGUGAAUCUUGGAACAGAGGUACUUGUAUUGGCAUCUUGCGAAGACCAUUUUUGUUAUGACAUUUUGUGCACACUUUUGAAAGGGGGUCUCAUCCGCCAUCUGCAGCAAAACACUCAGGUCCGUGAGAUCUUUGGCCUAGGCCCUCCUGUUUUAGUUACUCCAAGUAUGCUUGAUCGUCGAUCUGCCAGAGAUCAGCGUCGACUAGCUAACUCAUAUUCAUUCAAAUUGAGGACACAAAAACUGAGCUCUCGAAGAGAUCAACGUGCUAGAGUCGCCACAGAUGACUGA